AUGUCAGUUUUAUCACAAUCUACCAGAACUACUCUGGCUAGACACGCCCUAAAGAGCGCUAGAUUCCAAUUCAUCGCUCAACGUUAUUACAGCAAUGCUGAAAAGACUUUAAAGGAAAGAUUUGCAGAAAUUUUCCCUGCCAAGGCAGAAGAGAUUAAGAAAUUGAAAAAAGAACAUGGACAAACCGUUAUCGAUCAAGUUAAAUUAGAACAAGCCUUUGGUGGUAUGCGUGGUAUCAAGGGUCUUGUUUGGGAGGGAUCCGUUUUGGACCCUGAAGAAGGUAUUAGAUUUAGAGGCCGUACCAUUCCUGAAAUUCAAAAACAACUACCAAAGGCAGCUGGUGGUGAUGAACCAUUACCAGAAGCUCUUUUCUGGUUAUUGUUAACCGGUGAGGUUCCAAGCGAAUCUCAGGUUAAGGCAUUUUCUGCUGAUUUGGCCUCUAGAUCGGAAUUGCCUAAGCACGUGGUUGAAUUGUUGGACAAUUUGCCAAAGGAUUUGCACCCAAUGGCUCAGUUUUCCAUCGGUAUUACCGCUUUGGAAUCCGAGUCUAAAUUCGCCAAGGCUUAUGCCCAAGGUGUUGCAAAGAAAGAUUACUGGAACUACGCCUUUGAAGAUUCUUUGGAUCUAUUGGGUAAGUUGCCAGUUAUCGCUGCAAAGAUUUACCGUAACGUUUUUAAGGAUGGUAAACUAGCGGCUAUCGAUCCAAACGCCGACUAUGGUUCAAAUUUGGCCAGUCUGUUGGGUUUUGAAAAUGGUCAAUUUGUUGAAUUGAUGAGAUUAUAUUUGACUGUCCACUCUGAUCACGAAGGUGGUAACGUUUCCGCUCACACCACUCACCUUGUUGGUUCAGCUCUAUCUUCUCCAUAUCUAUCCCUAGCUGCCGGUUUAAACGGUCUAGCUGGUCCAUUGCACGGUCGUGCUAAUCAAGAAGUGUUGGAAUGGUUAUUCAAAUUGAGAGAAGAAGUUAAAGGUGAUUACUCUCCUGAAGUCAUUGAAAAAUACUUGUGGGAUACCUUGAACUCUGGUCGUGUUGUUCCAGGUUACGGUCAUGCAGUUUUGAGAAAGACUGAUCCUCGUUACACCGCCCAAAGAGAGUUUGCUCUAAAGCAUUUCCCAGACUAUGAAUUGUUUAGAUUGGUUUCUACCAUCUAUCAAGUCGCACCAGACGUCUUGACCAAACAUGGUAAGACUAAGAACCCAUGGCCAAAUGUUGAUUCUCAUUCUGGUGUUCUAUUGCAAUACUAUGGUUUGAGUGAAGCUUCAUUCUACACUGUUCUUUUCGGUGUUGCAAGAGCAUUCGGUGUUUUGCCACAAUUGAUCAUUGACAGAGCAAUUGGUGCUCCAAUUGAAAGACCAAAGUCUCUAUCUACUGAAAAGUUUAUUAACUUGGUCAAGAGCAUCGAAAACAAGAACUAA
This is a messenger RNA of Zygosaccharomyces rouxii, 1416 nucleotides long. It is a transcript of the gene CIT2, whose product is annotated as citrate (Si)-synthase CIT2. Gene Ontology annotation, cellular component: mitochondrial matrix. The transcript has a single exon. The record is from RefSeq and is a predicted model, not a curated record. The coding region runs from base 1 to 1416 and encodes 471 amino acids. Lineage: Eukaryota; Fungi; Ascomycota; Saccharomycetes; Saccharomycetales; Saccharomycetaceae. Gene Ontology annotation, biological process: carbohydrate metabolic process; tricarboxylic acid cycle; citrate metabolic process.